Molecule: messenger RNA, 2125 nt
Organism: Malurus melanocephalus (red-backed fairy wren)
Lineage: Eukaryota; Metazoa; Chordata; Aves; Passeriformes; Maluridae
Product: urotensin-2 receptor-like
Exons: 1
Coding region: 967-2046 (359 amino acids)
Biological process (GO): neuropeptide signaling pathway
Cellular component (GO): membrane
Molecular function (GO): urotensin II receptor activity
Source: RefSeq, a predicted model, not a curated record
ACCUAAUGGGCUUCUGCUCCCUGCUCUGAGGCCAGACAGCUUCCCUGGGCUUCCAGGGAAGGAGGGGGUAAUCUUAGAGGAGGAGGAUGGUCUUUGUGGAGAGGAARGAAAGUCUGUGUGGCUGCUCCCUGCCUAUUGCACUUCCUGGGCUGGCCCUUGUUUCCCUUCUAAAGCUGCAGCAUGAUGCUUUCCACCCUCCUGGCCAUUUUAUGGAGCUCUGUCUUUCACUCAUCUCCUCUCUCAAAUGAGGGCAACUGUACGAAGGGAAAUGGGAAAAAGAAAAGGAAACAAGAAGGAAGAGGGAGCAGGAGAAAGGUGCAGGAUGAUAGGGGGGAAGAAAGCAAGUCUGCCAGAAAGAGGAGGGAGCCAGUAGAGCUCCUCAGCUAGUGGCUAAAAGCUCAGUAUAAACUGGGACUGUGUUCACACUGGUGUGUGAAGCUGAGUCAGGCACAUUCCUCCAUGCGGUGGUCAAGGCAACUCGCAAGGGGUUGGUUCAGUGGGGCAGAGCCCACCUCUCCAAAGCCUGUCUGAGCUGAGAUGACACAGACUUGGGAGCAGAAAUCCACUUGUUCACGAAGUCUUCUGUUUCCUUGAGCCCAGCAAACUCUGGAGAAGCAACAAAUAAGGAGCUGGUGAAGAAAAGAGACGUUUCCUUCUGGCUGGCAGAGGUUUUCUUGCACCUAUUGGUCUUGAAGAGAAGUUGCCCCUGUCUUGGCCCUUUCAUGGUUAAGGAAAACAAYCAGACAGAGCUUGUGAUGGACAAGAUCAGCAAAAUGGACUGGGCAGCUGGAGGUGAGGAAUAGACUUUUCUGGAGCAUCCUGUCUAUGUCUGAUGAACUCUCCCCAUUCUUCCCUUGGCUGCUUUGCUGUUAAGGCUAAACGUGUCCUGUAGAGUGAGGGGGGAAGGCAGGAGGAAAGAACAGGUCUCUGAGAGCUUGAUUUACUCUUGCUCAACGUAACCCAAAGAUGUCUUGCAACCCUUUUGUCAUCAGCCCAAGGCCUGGAGAGGAUCUCAAGGGUGGCAGUUUCUUGGAGGAAAGCAGUGGUGGGGGUGAUGACAGCAAUGUCAUGGGAGAGGACAGCCUGGUCAYGGGGCCACUGGGCACAGUGCUGCUGGUCAUGUGCCUCACUGGGAUGGUGGGGAACAUCUACACUGUGGCAGUGGCUUCUGRCAGGGUGGCAGGCUGCUCAGCGGGCUCCUUGGGGGUCUACAUGAUCAACCUUGCCCUGGCUGACCUCCUGUACCUCUCCACCAUCCCCUUUGUGGUUUGCACCUACUUUGCCCAUGACUGGUUCUUUGGGGAUGUGGGUUGCAAGCUUUUGUUCAGCCUGRACCUCCUCACCAUGCAUGCCAGCAUCUUCCACCUGACCGCCAUGAGCCUGGAGAGGUACUGGGCCGUGGCCAAGCCUCUGCAGGCCAAGCGGGCCAGCAAUGCCUACYGCAAACUGGCCAGUGCCAUCCUCUGGCUGCUAUCGCUGCUGCUUACGGCCCCCAUGAUGGUGAUGACUMAGCUGCGCGAGGGGGACGGCUCCCACAAGGGCAUCUGCACCCCCACCUGGACGCCAUCAGCUUUCCGACUCUACCUGACGGUGCUGUUCACCACCAGCGUCCUGGCACCUGGCGCGGUGCUGGCCAUCAUCUACACCCGCCUGGCCCGGGCAUACCGUUCCUCGGCCUGUGGCCUGGGGCUUCUGGUGACCGGCCGGGCCCCUGCCCGGCGCCUCGUCUCCAGGAUCUGUGCCAUCGUGGUGGCCUACUGGGCCUGCUUCCUCCCCUUCUGGGCCUGGCAGCUGGCUGGGCUGUACCAGGGAGAGGGGCUGGGCAUUGGCCCCACUGCCCAGGCCUACCUCAACUUUGCUGUCACCUGCCUGGCCUAUGGCAACAGUUGUGUCAACCCCUUCCUCUACACCCUGCUGGCCAGCAGCUGCCCCUGGCGCCCUGGCCAAGCCUGCAGCCCCGGCAUGGCUCGCCCUGCAGCACCCUCUCAGCAGCCUGUGGGAAGCCGCAGAAUCCCCCUGACUUUCAGGGAGCUUCGGGGUCUGUGAGGGAAAGUGAUGGAUGAGCAGGCUGGGAACAUCUAACCUUUGGCUGGGGACAGGUUGAGAAAUAAAGUGUAUCACCUUC